Molecule: messenger RNA, 2295 nt
Organism: Polistes dominula (European paper wasp)
Lineage: Eukaryota; Metazoa; Arthropoda; Insecta; Hymenoptera; Vespidae
Biological process (GO): microtubule-based movement
Molecular function (GO): microtubule motor activity; microtubule binding; ATP binding
Source: RefSeq, a predicted model, not a curated record
AUGUCGGAAGUUAAGACAGAAAGGCCUCGGACCGCCGGUCGAAUAGCACCGACUGGUCGGGUCACUCCAAGCGUUCAUCAAUCGGCUGGAGGUGGAAGACGGAAAGCUAUACCUGUACCACCACCCAGAGUUCCAACUCCUAUGCCUUCGGCCAAUAACAAUCAGCAAAGAAACAAUGCCAACUUCGACGUAGGCCCGCCUGUUGUAGUACCACCACCACCAUCACAAUCACAAUCACAAAAAAAGGAGUCCCAUGAAAACAUCGCUCGAAUAGCAAAGAGGUAUCUUGACGAUAACAUGCAGCAGGCGUGGAUCAAUCCUCGCUUAAUAUCAAUGAUAAACGUGGAGGCAGUAACUUCAACGGAUUACGACUCUUCGAAUCUCAGUAGGGAUUUCAAUCAGGUUGGCUUCAACACUUACAACUAUUCCCAGUUCGAGGAGAAGUACAAGCCACGGCAGAUCUUCAAAUACGGGGAUGAGUAUCUCGAAUAUGGCCGCAAUUCUGUUCGGCUUGAUUCGAAUGCUGAGAGAUCAACGGCAAGAUUAACGGGAAGAUAUCAACAAGACGGGUUGACUAAGUUCGAGCAAAGAUAUUCGAGGAGUCAUUCGCAGCCUGAGAGACAGCAGUAUGCGUAUCAUGAAACACGAUCCAAGUCACAGGACUCACGAGAAUUGACCUUCUACCAUAUCGAUCCACCACCGAAGUUGGAGAAUCCUCAACAACAACAACAACAACAGUUACAACAAUCAUUGCAACAACAGCAACAAACGCAACAACAACAGCAACAACCACAACAAUAUCAACAGCAACAAAGUAAAUCCUAUCGAUCAAGUACUGAUAAAUCAGCGACUGGUAAUAAAAAAGAAUUAACUUUCUACAAGAUCGAUGGUCCAAGCAGCAAUGCAAUUUCCGCCCAGGACAAGGGUAAAGAUAAAUGUGAUAAAAAAGAUAGGAAUCAAGAUAAAUUUGUAAGCUCGAAACAUGCGAAACAAAAUCAUCAAGAACAAAAAAGUAAUUCAUCGAUACCACCAAAUUAUCAGUUGAACAGAUCCCAAUCUGAUUUGUCAGAAUGCCAAUUACCGGAUUACUACAGACAUCAGAAUAAUCCUUACAUCGAUCCACCUAAAUAUCGGCAAUACGACAGGCCCCCGAAGUAUCAAGAAACGCCACCUAAGUCUGAACCACCCCCAAAGUAUCAUGCUGAACCUCCGAAAUAUUCGGAAAUUGUUAGACGUCAGGAUGAUUCGAAAAGAACACAGCGUUCCCAGCAGAAGACGUGCGACGUGCUACGUUGUCCCAACAACAACAACAACAACAACAACAACAAUUGCAACAGGGAAGAUAUUUAUUGCGAUAGCAGUGACGAUUCGGAAUUACACCAACAACAACAGAUUAGAUCGGGUUGUAGUGUAAUUUUGAACAGUAGUGUUCCUUGUGCCGGUGGUUGUUGUAGUAGUAGUAAUACGAGUAAUAGUAACAAUGGUGUUUGCAUUGGUGUGAUAAGUAAUAAUGGUUUCGGUAGUGGAGCUUCCCCAUGUUGCGAACUGACCAGUAUAAGCGAUAAGUAUAAGAGUGCCGUGGAGUCCUUGCUGAAGGCCAACGAAACGGUCCAAGGUCGUCCCGUGGAUAGAUCCAUGUUGAAGAUCGAGAAGCCACAAUCGAAGGUGGUUGCUCUGCACGGUGUCGAGGUCACUGCGAAGUCCACGGACAGGAUGAAAUCCUCGCAGGAUGUCGUAGGAUACGUUAGUAAGCACGACUCUGCCAAAUCCAAGGCGAAUCACGACUCUAAUCAUGGAUUCAAGGUCGAAAAUCUCAAGUAUUACGGAGAAUUGAAAGGCUAUGAUUUUAAGUCUUACGGUACGAUCGACAAGCCAAUCGUUACGUCUCACGAGAAGUCACAUUUACAUGGGGCACCGGAGAAGGUUUCUCAUGAGAAAUGUCACGCGAAAUUGUCGUCAGGCUCGACGUCCUCUUCGUCCCCAGCAAUACAGGCAUACUUGAAGGUACCAAACGUCGUCGAUCGUCAAACUGAGAAGAGUCCCUACGGAGAGCAUUAUUAUCAUAGAUCGUCACACUCCAAGCCGCAGAACGCGUAUCAAGUUUAUCAGGAGACCAAGUAUUCUUACAACGUUAGUGGGGUGCCAGGAACACCGGCCCAGGCCAGCGCAGCCGCAGCGUUCUUUGCAAGGCUACUUUUCAUGAGUGGUUAUUUAGUAUGCGCAGGUGCUAGAAUUAGUCUCAGUACGCUUGAUAGUUUGAAUGUAAUGGUAGUGGCGAACACAUACAUUCUAUGA